AUGGAUUCUGUUUUCCAGGAGCUUGAGCACAAACUCAUCUCUCUGGUGAAGAAAGAGCUGAAGAUCUUCAAGAGGCUACUGACUCCAGAUUACCCAUCAUGCUCUGAGAGAGAAGAGGAGGAUGAUGAAGAUCAGAUCAGAGUCAGAGAGAUGUUUCUGAAGAUCACACUGAACGUCCUGAAGAAGAUGAAGCAGACAGACCUCGCUAACAAACUAAAGACCAAAUUUGCCCCUGUUUACAUGAAGAAACACAAAUCCAGACUAAAAGAGCAAUUCCAGAGAAUGAAUGAAGGAAUCUCAGCUCAAGGAAGCUCAACACUUGUGAAUGAGAUCUACACAGAGCUGUACAUCACAGAGGGAGGGAGUGAAGACAUCAAUAAUGAACAUGAGGUGAGACAGAUUGAGACAGCAUCCAGAAGAUCAGAGACACAAGAAACACAAAUCAAAUGUAAUGACAUCUUUAAAGUCUCAUCUGAACAAAACAAACCCAUCAGAAGUGUGCUGACUAAAGGAGUCGCUGGAAUUGGAAAAACAGUCUCUGUGCAGAAGUUCAUUCUGGACUGGACUGAAGGAAAAACAAAUCUAGAUCUUCACUUGAUAUUUCCACUUCCUUUCAGAGAACUGAAUCUGAUCAAAGAGAAAAAUAUCAGUCUGAUGGAUGUUCUUCAUCUGUUCUUCACAGAUACAAAAGAUCUGAGAUCAACAGACUUUGAUGAUUAUAAAGUUGUGUUUAUCUUUGAUGGUCUGGAUGAGUGUCGUCUUCCUCUAGAUUUCUCAAAGAAUCCGAGUUUGUUUGAUGUCAGAGAAUCAGCGUCAGUGGAUGUGCUGCUGACAAACCUCAUCAAGGGGAAUCUGCUUCCUUCUGCUCUGAUCUGGAUCACCUCUCGACCAGCAGCAGCCAAUCAGAUUCCUCCUGAGUGUGUUGAUCUGAUCACAGAUGUGCGAGGAUUCAAUGACCCUCAGAAGGACGAGUAUUUCAGGAAGAGAAUCAAUGAUGAGAGUCUGGCCAACAGAAUCAUCACACACCUGAAAUCAUCCAGAAGUCUGUACAUCAUGUGUCACAUCCCAGUCUUCUGCUGGAUUUCAGCCACUGUUCUCCAGAGAAUGUUGAGUGAAUCAGAGAGUCAAGCACAGAUCCCCAAGACUCUCACUCAAAUGUUCACACACUUCCUGAUGUUUCAGAUCAAACUGAAGAGUCAGAAGUAUGAUGGGAAAUGUGAGGUAGAUCUUCAGCAGACUAGAAAGAGUCUUGAGUCACUGGGAAAACUGGCUUUUCAACAGCUGGAGAAAGGGAACCUGAUCUUCUAUGAGGAGGAUCUGAGAGAGUGUGACAUUGAUGUCAGAGAAGCGUCAGUGUACUCAGGAGUUUGUACUCAGAUCUUCAGAGAGGAGUUUGGACUGAACCUGGGGAAGGUGUUCAGCUUUGUGCAUCUGAGCGUUCAGGAGUUUCUCGCAGCUUUAUUUGUGUUUCUAUCAUUUCUUCAGCAAACAUCAGGACCCAUCAUGAGUGAUUUACUGAAGAGUGAAGUGGACAAGGCCUUACAGAGUGAGAACGGACACCUGGAUCUUUACCUCAGAUUUCUUCUGGGUCUUUCACUGGAGUCCAGUCAGACAAUCUUACGAGAUCUGAUGACACAGACAGGAAGUAGCUCUGACAGUAAACAGGAAAUAGUCGAGUACAUUAAGAAGAAGAUCAGAAAGAAUCUCUCUCCAGAGAAAUCCAUCAAUCUGUUUCACUGUCUGAAUGAACUCAAUGAUCAUUCUCUAGUGCAGGAAGUACAAACAUAUGUGAACAGAGGAGAUGAGUCUAGUCUUACUGGAGUCCGUCUCUCUUCUGCUCAGUGGUCGGCUCUGGUGUUUGUGUUACUGAACUCAGAAGAGAAGCUGGAUGAGUUUAAUCUGAGAAAAUAUGAUCCAUCAGAUGAAUGUCUUCUGAGGCUUCUGCCAGUGAUCAAAGCAUCCAGAACAGCUGAUCUGAGGGUCUGUAAUCUGACAGAGAAAAGUUGUUCAUCACUGGCGUCAGUUCUCAGAUCAAACUCCUCAAGUCUGACAGAACUGAACCUGAGUAACAAUGAACUGAAGGAUUCAGGAGUGAAGCUGCUCUCUGAUGGACUGAAGAAUACUAACUGUAAACUGAAGACACUACAUCUGUGUAACUGCAGUAUUGGAUCUGAAGGUUGUGUUGCUCUGACUUCAGCUCUGAGAUCAAACCCCUCACAUCUGACACAUCUGGAUCUGAGACAUAAUAAUCCUGAAGAUUCAGGAUUGAAGCUGCUCUCUGAUCUACUGAAGGAUCCACACUGUCAACUACAGACACUACUUCUGAGUGGCUGUAAUCUGACAGAGAAAAGUUGUUCAUCACUGGCGUCAGUUCUCAGAUCAAACUCCUCAAGUCUGACAGAACUGAACCUGAGUCACAAUAAACUGAAGGAUUCAGGAGUGAAGCUGCUCUCUGAUGGACUGAAGAAUACAAACUGUAAACUGAAGACAUUAAAUCUGUAUAACUGCAGUAUUGGAUCUGAAGGUUGUGUUGCUCUGACUUCAGCUCUGAGAUCAAACCCCUCACAUCUAACACAACUGGAUCUGAGACAUAAUAAUCCAGAAGAUUCAGGAACUGUGACAUCAACGGUGACAUCUGUGAAGCGCUAA
Molecule: messenger RNA, 2649 nt
Organism: Triplophysa dalaica
Lineage: Eukaryota; Metazoa; Chordata; Actinopteri; Cypriniformes; Nemacheilidae
Product: NLR family CARD domain-containing protein 3-like
Exons: 8
Coding region: 1-2649 (882 amino acids)
Molecular function (GO): protein binding
Source: RefSeq, a predicted model, not a curated record